This is a messenger RNA of Colletes gigas, 653 nucleotides long. Its product is annotated as peptidyl-prolyl cis-trans isomerase-like 3. The coding region runs from base 140 to 625 and encodes 161 amino acids. Gene Ontology annotation, biological process: protein peptidyl-prolyl isomerization; protein folding. The record is from RefSeq and is a predicted model, not a curated record. Gene Ontology annotation, molecular function: peptidyl-prolyl cis-trans isomerase activity. Gene Ontology annotation, cellular component: catalytic step 2 spliceosome. Lineage: Eukaryota; Metazoa; Arthropoda; Insecta; Hymenoptera; Colletidae. The transcript has 4 exons.
UAUAUAUGUAUAUACAUACAUGCGUACUAAGUUUUUUUUAUUGAUAUUCAUUAGACGGUGAAUUAAGAAUUUAAAAGACGUUAAUAAUAAGAAAUAACACAUUUUAAUUUUAAUAAACCAAUUGAUAGUUUUACUGAACAUGAGCGUAACUUUACACACUGACGUCGGAGAUAUAAAGAUAGAAUUAUUUUGUGAAUUAUGUCCAAAAACAUGCGAGAAUUUUCUUGCUUUGUGUGCUAGUAAUUAUUACAACAAUUGUUUAUUUCAUCGAAAUAUAAAAGGAUUUAUUGUGCAAACUGGGGAUCCUUCGCAAAGUGGUAAAGGUGGAACAUCAAUAUGGAAUCGUAAAUUUGAAGAUGAGUUUAAGGAAGAAUUAAAACAUAAUGCUAGAGGUCUUGUGUCCAUGGCUAAUAAUGGUCCAAAUACAAAUGGAAGUCAAUUUUUUAUAACAUACGGACCUCAACCACAUUUAGAUUUGAAGUAUACAUUAUUUGGAAAGGUAAUAGAUGGUUUAGAAACUCUUGAACAGCUGGAAAAAUUACCUGUAAAUGUUAAAAAUUACAAACCGCUUACAGAAACUCGUAUAAACAAUGUAACUAUACAUGUAAAUCCUUUGGCAGGAUAGAUUGAAAUAAAUUAAAAUUAUAUAAGAA